Molecule: messenger RNA, 2966 nt
Organism: Jaminaea rosea
Lineage: Eukaryota; Fungi; Basidiomycota; Exobasidiomycetes; Microstromatales
Product: YccV-like-domain-containing protein
Exons: 3
Coding region: 383-2680 (765 amino acids)
Molecular function (GO): DNA binding
Source: RefSeq, a predicted model, not a curated record
CCCAAUCGUCCUCUAACUGCGACUUUGCUUCUUGACUUGAGGUGUGGGAGUGCAAGACUCAUCAAGGCACCGUCUGAACUCGUCAACAGCUACAAUAACUCAUGCGGACACGUCCUUAUCCUCAAUCUCCUGGCCCUCCACUUCUUUCAUCACCUCGUCGCCACGAUGACUGCAACAGCGUCAACCUCCUCGCACGACGUUGCCCCGAUACCCAUUCAAUGGCUUCCCUCUGAGCUCCUGUACAGCAUACUCAGCUACCUCCCCGGUCCACUUGAUCUCCAUCAUGCGUUGCUAGUCUGCCAAGCCUGGCAAGCAGUCGCCACCGACGGGCGGCUGUGGGAGGACCAUUACUGGCGCUUCUACCGGCCGCGAGGCGACGUCAAUGACGACAUCUGUCCCGCUCUUCCUCCAAGCUCUGCUUGGCGAUCACGACGCCCAGCCUCCAGACUUCUACACCCUCUUUCGGGAUCGGAUGAACAGCGAUCAACGCAUUCUCGCCGAGCUCCGCAACCACAUCGACCUCACUUGUGGCACACUAGACAACCUUCUGCGCCUUGCCUCACAGCACGGCGACGGCGCAAGAGAGUUCCUCGCAUCCCUUGCUGCAGAGCAGCGCAUCAGCUGCUCCAAUCUCGAACGCAUCGCCCGCUUCUCCGACGUCAAGGAAGAGGAGGCAUGGCCUAAAGCUCUUGAUGUACACACCAUCGCGAGCAAAGGCGACUCGCAUCCUCAUCGCGAUCACUGUCUAACACUAGGCCUUGCAGCCUUCCAGCUGUCCGGUCAUCAUGCGCGUCGCGACGCGAUCCACUCAAUGCUCUCCCUGAAGGACCGGUACGAGGGUGUGGGCGCUUUGAGAAGUCGAGGCUCGCUGAAGGAGCGAGUCCUCGACUCCUGCACCGGCAUAGAGGAAGCAUUGAAGAGCGUCUCACUCUUUCGCGGUGGGCUUGGUGCGGAGUUGAGCGAGUACCUCGAUCUCCUCGCCCUCUUCGUCUGGGCCGAUCUACAAGCGCAAGAUCGACGAGCUGCCAGCGUUUCUGCAAUUGAUGCCAGUGACGAGCACGGUCUACCACGCGGCUCAUCCCGCCUCUCCAUGCACCGCAUUGUCGCAUCCUUGCGCGCCCUCAACUUCGGCAUCGCGGGCGCAUCCGACUUUUACGAUGUGGAGAACAGCUUUCUGAGCAUCGCCCUCUUCUGCCCAGGACAGCGGCGGACGCUACCGCUCACGCUCUGUGCCAUUGUCUGCGCCGUUGCCCGUCGGCUGGGCGUGGCGGCCACGCUCGUCAACACCCCCUUCCGUAUCCUCAUCGUUGCGGUGGAGGAGGCUGCGCAGCCUGCCGAUUCUAUCAGCACGAAGGAGGAGUGGGAGCGCUUCUUUGUCAGUCCCGACAACCCAGAGGAGAAAUUUGUUGCCGAGUCAGGUCAGGUCACCAACUUCCUUCGCGCGCACGGCAUCCCUGCUACACAGCUGAGCUCGACUAGCCCGCUCUUCGAGCCUGCCUCGCCGCUCGCAAUCCUGCAGCGCGUGGCGAGCAAUAUCAUCGCGGCACUGCAGAAUGAAGGCGAUCCCCGACUCCCUCACUCGGAUCGACAGCACGGCAAUCAGGCAGGCCCAGCCUACCCGCAAGAGGACGACGUCAUCAAUCUUGCUUCUUCAGCCGAUCCGCUCGCCUCUCUGCGCCUCUACGUCUCCGGUCGCUCGGCGACUCCACCAUAUCCCCUCGACUCUGUCACUCUCGCAUCGUCGCUCGACUCACUCCCGUCCACACACGUGCACAGCGAGCGCUCCACCUCCUUUCCCCUUCGCCUCGACGCAAAAUACUGCGCCAUGUGGGUUCUUCGCCUCUUUGCCCCUCAUCAGCUGGGAGGGUCUCUUGCGGCGGCGAACAUGCUACUGCUGAACCAGAUGGCAGGGAACGCGAACAGUGCGGCAUUCCUCGCUGAUGUCGGGCUGUUGCAGGACGGGCUCGCAGGAGAAGAGGCGGCAAGUGAACUGAAAGUUGCGAAAGACGAGUCGGACGGUGUUGCCCAGGAGGAGGAGGGCAGCGAGAGCAGUGAAGAGGAAGAAGGCGAUCUUGGUCGUCGUCAUCCUUUGCGUGGCUACGCGGGCCAGAUCUUCGACAGUGAUCGUGAGCUCUGCGAUGGGAUGGGCUGUUUAGGCGGUGAUGGUCAGGAGGCGGCGCAGUAUGGCAUCCACUCCCCUGAAGGACGUGAUCGUAGCCACCCAUCCAAUGACGCCGUCGAGUAUGGGGUCGGGACUGUGUUCACGCACAGGCGUUUUGGAUAUCGUGCGGUCAUUGUUGGUUGGGAUAGCUAUUGUCGCAAGGGAGAGGCGUGGAUCAGACAGAUGCGCGUGGACUCCCUUCCCUCCGGCGGACGUCACCAACCCUUCUACUCCGUCUUCGUCGAGGACGACAGUGAGCGCAACGUGGCUCAAUGCAACAUCGAGCCCGCCAUCAUUCCCGCUGGCGCCACGCAAGAGGAAAAGACGGAGAAGCUGCACGACUUUGUGGGAUUGUUGAGCCUACCUAGCGUUGGCAAGUGUUUCAGGACGGUUGCAAUCGAGGAGACGGGAGAGAGUGGGAAGACGGUACCAGGCAACGACGAGGGCGAUGCAAGCGCAGAGGGUCACAUCAGGCUGCGCAUGAACGCUUGGCUGCAGACGGCUUGGCCUUUUGAUUGAUUACAGCGAGACAGAGGCAAAGGGAAGUAAGACGAAGGCUUUUAUCCAGGAUGAGGCUCGGAUACAUCACACAUUAUCCUCCGAUAAAUUAUACCCAAAUGCACCCUCAAGAGCCAGCGAGGGAGCGUACGGUGAAGUAGAUGCAGCGGGACUGCACGAAUGUACAAUGCUCCUCUGCGAGUCUUGAAGAGGCUCUCACUUCGUGAUCUCCCCGGGAGCCGCGAGCACAAUCUGCUCUUUGCGCUGAGCAAUGCCGCGAUGCGAGGGAGCGAGGGCAAGACGGGUC